AUGAAAAGCCACUUUGCCAUGAACGAACAACUGAUGAAAGGCUUAGCUGCCAAGGGUCAUCAAGUCGACGUCUACAGUCAUUUUCCUCUGGAUAAACCGAUUGAAAAUUACCGAGAAUUUACCAUCGUGGAUCCUUUGGUGGCAAAUUUUACAAAUAAUCUGAAUCGUGAUUUAUUAAAUUCGUGGAUGAGUUCGAAUUUUAUUCCAAUUCGUGAAAUAAUGAAUACCCUCGGAGAAUCGAACUGUCAACAAUUGGGUAGAAAAGAGUUUCAAAAACUCAUCGAGACUUACAGGAAUAAAAAUUCAACCUACGACGUGAUCGUCAUGCAGCCUUACGUGGCCGCAUGUUUUUUGGCCUUCGGACGUUACUUGAACCUGCCAAUUGUCACCGUCGAAACUCUGAGAAUGACCGACUGGACUUACUCGAGCUUCGGUAGUCCUCAUUAUCCGGCGAUAAUGUCCAGUGCCUACGCUGGAUUUUCAGCUCCAAUGAGUUUUUGGGAGCGAGUGAAAAAUUUCUUGAUCACCAAUUACAUGCACUACGGUUUCUAUUGGCUGGUCAAGAAUCAAGACGAAUACGUCAAACAGUACUUCGGAGACGAUUAUCCGUCGACGGGAGAAUUACUGAAAGACGUGGACUUGAUGCUGAUCAAUUACAACCAGAUGUUGCACGGCGUAAGACCUUAUACGCCUGCGAUCGUGCCGGUUGGCGGGUUACACAUAGAUACCAGCGAGAGAAAACUCUCAGAGAAAGUUCAAAAAUUCCUCGAUGACAGUGAAAAUGGAUUCGUGUACUUUUCGUUCGGCUCGAUGGUCCGUAUAGAAACUUUCCCAGAGCACAUAUUGAAAAUAUUUUACGACGCCUUUCGAAAAAUCGCACCAAUCCGUGUUCUGUGGAAGAUAGCCAAACCCGAAGAAUUACCAAGUGGACUUCCUGACAAUGUUUUGACCGAUACAUGGCUACCACAGAUGGAAGUUUUAAAACACAAAAAUAUCAGAGCUUUUAUAACCCACGGUGGUUUGAUGGGAACUAUGGAAGCCAUUUACAACGCAGUACCAAUGAUCGGAGUUCCAUUAUUUGUUGAUCAGUACGCAAAUAUGGAUUUAUAUCAAAAAAGAAAAAUUGCUGUAUCUUUAGAUUAUUACAAAAUAAAUAAUGAGAGUUUUAUUCAAGCUCUUGAGGAAAUUUUAGAAAAUCCAAACUACAAGAAAGAAAUAGCAAAACUUAGUCAAUCCUUCAGAGAUACGCCAAUGAGCCCAUUGGACACCGCGGCAUAUUGGAUCGAGUUCAUAGCGAGAAAUGGCAAAAAAUCACUCAGAUCACCCCUCGUCGACAUGCCUUGGUGGCAGACUUCGAUACUUGACGUUUAUAUGUUCGUAGCUGUUGUCAUAUUUUUGAUAGUUAGUUUAGUAGCGAUUAUUGUUCAAAAAUUUAAGCGUUUACUACUCAGAUGUAUGAAUAAAUCCAAAAAAAUCAAAGUUAAUUAA
Molecule: messenger RNA, 1488 nt
Organism: Trichogramma pretiosum
Lineage: Eukaryota; Metazoa; Arthropoda; Insecta; Hymenoptera; Trichogrammatidae
Product: UDP-glucuronosyltransferase 2B16-like
Exons: 5
Coding region: 1-1488 (495 amino acids)
Molecular function (GO): UDP-glycosyltransferase activity
Source: RefSeq, a predicted model, not a curated record